This is a messenger RNA of Enterobius vermicularis (human pinworm), 597 nucleotides long. The record is from the annotation of a GenBank genome assembly. NCBI's taxonomy places the organism in Eukaryota, Metazoa, Nematoda, Chromadorea, Rhabditida, Oxyuridae.
AUGGAAUUUUUAAUUCACAAUUUUAUAUCUACGGAGCCUUUGGCUGUGUCAAUUGGUUUCAAAGAGGAGGACGCAAAAAUCAUAACUGCAAAAUGUGUAAAAGAUGCAUUAUCAGACUCAUACUGCUGUGGUUUCUUGACUCACGACGGUCACAUUGCAGCAGUUCGAAUUUCUCAAGUUAUGUGUCGACCAAAAGAGGGUGAGGACGAUGAGACAGAUGAUGGGAAUCUUACCGAAGCUGCGAGGAAAAUUGUUAUGGUUCUAAGUGGAUUAGAAAAACAGAUAUGGGGCAAAGUUCCUUUAGAAGUAAAUCGGCUAAUAACUCAUCAUAUAAUCUGCACCAGUCCUAAUUACAGAAGAUUAGGCCUUUGUCAGAAACUUUUAUCUUGUGAUCUAGAUUGUCAAAAGGCAGCUGGCAUUCAAGGAAGUUAUACCGAAGCAACAGCUAUUAAUUCACAAAAGCUAUUCGCUAAAAUGGGCUUUACAGUGCUUGCCGAAAAUAGCUACGAUUCUUACAAAGACAAAGCCGGUAAUAGGAUCUUUGGUGAAGUUCAAGGCACCAAGGGUGCUCAACUUGUUUAUAAACUUUAUAAUUAA